Molecule: messenger RNA, 897 nt
Organism: Trichoderma aggressivum f. europaeum
Lineage: Eukaryota; Fungi; Ascomycota; Sordariomycetes; Hypocreales; Hypocreaceae
Exons: 4
Coding region: 1-897 (298 amino acids)
Source: RefSeq, a predicted model, not a curated record
AUGAGUCUACCAACACGAGGAAAGGUGCAUUUCGUCUAUCUCACAGAUCCUUCAAAGGCAGCUAUCUCGUCACAUAAAGCGGCUAAAUCUCAUGCCGCGCGGCACGGACAUGCAAGGAUACGGAGGCAGCGAAUGAACGAAUACCAUGAGGAGAAGCAGAAGGGAGAAGGAAGCAGUCAAGCGCCCCAGAAAGCCGCAGCAGAGUCCUCAGCUGGCGGCAGCCGCUCAGCCUUGGCGGCAAACCCACGUUCCAGCUCUAAUCAGAAUGAAGCCAGUCGUGAAAUGGUUCUUCAUCUUCCUCAAGCUUCUCAAUCUCCUAGUUUGGAAACAUCUCCACUGUCUUCGAUGCCCAAGGACAUCUACUCCGUCUAUGGCGCCGACCUUGACACUACCCAACAAUUUCUCCUCUAUCACUAUGUCAGCUUUGUUAUCCCAUUCGGGAAACGGCAUUGCAAGAAGUACACAGACUCUAAUGUGUGGAAACGUUUCAUGCUCACCGAGCUGCUUCCGGCUGCGUUGGCGAACCCAGGAUUACUGAGCGCAAUCUUACUUUCUGCUUGCCGAAGCCUUUUUGAAGAGGCCAAGAACAAUCGUUUCGUGCAGUUAGCUACAUACUACAAGCUCGCUUGCCUGCGAUCGAUGAGUGAACUGCUCGCAGCUCAAGAUCCGCCGGUGGGUGACCCGGCAAUCGCCCAAGUCUCUUUGCUUGCGGCAGACGAACUCAAUAUCGGUGAUAAAGAUACCUCGAAGCAGCACAUGGACGCUGCCAAUAGGAUGGUUCUUAUGAAAGGAGGCAGCGCAACGCUUGGUAUGAAUGGCUUCCUCAAAGCUAUAGUGGAUACAUUGACUUGCGCAUUAUCACGGCGAGAUCCGAUGUCUUGCGACAUGACUGAAUGA